This is a messenger RNA of Effrenium voratum, 732 nucleotides long. Lineage: Eukaryota; Dinophyceae; Suessiales; Symbiodiniaceae. The record is from the annotation of a GenBank genome assembly.
AUGCUCAAAAUUGGUUCCUAUAACAUUCAAAAGGCCAUCGGCCUGGAUGCUCGCCGAAGACCGGACAGAACACUCAAGGUGAUUCAGGAGUUGAAUUGCGACGUUCUUGCGCUUCAGGAAGCCGACAAGCGGUUUGGACCACGCGAGAGCACUCUGGACAGGGACACCAUUCUCUCGGAGACGGACUAUCGACCCGUUCCAUUCGCGAAGCGCGAGAAGAGCCUUGGCUGGCACGGCAAUGCAAUCCUUGUUCGCAACUCGAUCGGGAUUCUCGACUUUCGCAGACUGGAUCUGCCGACGCUGGAACCGCGGGGCGCGGUAGCAGCGGACCUGGAAAUCGACGGAAUCAAAAUCCGCGUCGCCGCGAUGCACCUCAGCCUUGUCAGUCAUUUCCGGAAAAAACAGAUCACCUCGCUCAUGCACCAAUUGCAUGAGCAUCUGGAAUAUCUGCCCACGGUGCUCAUCGGCGACCUGAAUGAAUGGCGGGACACUGCACGAAGCCUGAAGCUGUUCGAAGAAAGAUAUGAGGUCACGACACCCGGCAAGAGUUUUCCAAGUCCCCUGCCCGUCGGCAGCCUGGACAGGAUCAUUACAAGUCCUGAGUUCACCGUAAGCCAGGCAGGCGUCCACACGUCCAAGACCGCGCGUAUCGCGUCUGAUCAUCUGCCGGUGUGGGCCCAUCUCUCUCUCGGGACGGCAGGUCAUCUGGCUCCAGCACCGGAUGCGCACUAG